Molecule: messenger RNA, 543 nt
Organism: Nicotiana tabacum (common tobacco)
Lineage: Eukaryota; Viridiplantae; Streptophyta; Magnoliopsida; Solanales; Solanaceae
Source: RefSeq, a predicted model, not a curated record
AUGUUACGACAGGGAUACCUCAAAGAGUUGUUGAGCGACCGGGGAAGGACCAACUUUGCCAGAGGACGCGAACAACAUCAAGGACCGUCGAAACCGCCCUCACCGACCCGCACCAUACACAUGAUCAUCGGUGGCAGCGAAGAUGCUUCCAUCAACAACGUAAAAUUCACCACUACCCACAAGCUCAAAUGGUCAAUCACCCAUGAACGAUACGAUGAACUCGAAGAAAGUUUCAUCUUCGAUAAGUCGGAUGCUAACCAUUUGAUUUUCCAUUACUAUGAUGCCCUUGUUAUUACUUUGCGAAUUUUAGAUAUCGAUGUGAGACACAUUAUGCUAGAUGAUGGGAGAGAUGCGUGCAUUAUCCUCCCUCGAGUACUUGCACAAUUGAAACUCGAAGAUAAGAUAGUGUCACGUUGCAUUAUGCUAACUGGUUUUAACAAUGCAGUUGAGCGGACAUCAGGCGAAAUCACGCUCCCCGUUCUGGCCGGUGGCAUCACUUUGGAGACCACAUUCCACAUCAUGGACCAAUGUACAAUGCUAUAA